AUGAAAGCUGCUCGUUAUUAUGGUGCAAAAGAUAUUCGCAUAGAAGAAGUUCCAAUUCCUUCAGUGAAGAAAAAUCAAAUCAAAAUUCAAGUGAAAUAUGCUGGUAUUUGUGGAUCAGAUUUACAUGAAUAUUCUCGUGGUCCAAUAACAAUUCCUUUGAAAAAACCUUAUCCAUUAAAUGGACACGAAGGUGCAACAAUUAUGGGACAUGAAUUAUCUGGUGUUGUCGUUGAAAUCGGAGAUAACGUUGAUUGUAAUAACAUCAAGAUAGGUGAUCGUGUUGUUGUUGAGCCAUUCUUUCGAAAUCCAAGUAGUUUUUAUACACAAAAUGGUCAAUAUAAUCUUUCAGAUCCAGUUGGUGGUAUUGGCAUAACAGGAAAUGGUGCUUUUGCGAAAUAUUGCGUUGUUGAAGAUUAUAUGGUACAUAAAAUACCAGAUAAUGUUACUUUUAAACAAGGCGCAUUAGUCGAACCAGCUGCAGUGGCUGUUUAUGCUGUGCAAAGUAGUGGUUUAAAAUUAGACGAAACAUGUGUAAUCUUUGGUGCUGGUCCACUCGGUUUACUUUGUCUUCAAGCUGCAAUGAUUGUCGGUGUUAGUCGCACUGCUAUUGUAGAUAUUGCUGAGAAACGUCUGGAAAAAGCGCGUGAAUUGGGUGCGACAUUAGUUAUUAAUGGAAACGAUGAUAAUGUUCCUCAACAAGUUAAACAUUUGACUGAUGGUCUUGGUGCACACGUUUAUUUCGAUGCAACUGGUGUCGAGGCAACAUUUACUACAGGUAUCGCAUCUUUGAGAAAAGGUGGUCGAGCUAUGCUACUUGCAGCAUGUGCACAAAUGGUACCGCUGAAUACAAUGGAUAUAGUUGUGCGUGAAAUAAGAAUUCAAGGAAUUCUUGGUUAUCCAAAUAUGUUUCCUCAAACAAUUCAAUUGAUUGAUCAGAACAAAAUGAAGGUUGAACGAAUUAUCACAAAAACGAUUCAAUUAGAUGAAAUAGUUAGCGAAGGAUUUGAAGUUUUAUUGGAUCAUCCUCCAGAGGCAAAAAUUCUAGUCGAUAUGGACUUAUCUUAG
Messenger RNA from Adineta ricciae, 1065 nucleotides. NCBI's taxonomy places the organism in Eukaryota, Metazoa, Rotifera, Eurotatoria, Adinetida, Adinetidae. The record is from the annotation of a GenBank genome assembly.